Corticium candelabrum is the source of this 933-nucleotide messenger RNA. RefSeq lists its product as uncharacterized. The coding region runs from base 1 to 933 and encodes 310 amino acids. The record is from RefSeq and is a predicted model, not a curated record. NCBI's taxonomy places the organism in Eukaryota, Metazoa, Porifera, Homoscleromorpha, Homosclerophorida, Plakinidae. The transcript has a single exon.
AUGACAUUGGUCAGCUGCAAAUUGCGCCGCUUGCUGGAUUCCGGCGACUGUGUGGUCAGGCAGUUAGCAGUUUGUGAAAGCCAUCACCAAUUGCAGAUAAAGAACCGCAAAUUUGUUGCUGCUAAAUUUGCUGUGGACUCGUCCCUCAAAGAUAUUGAACGCUCUAUACUGCAACAAGUGGAGAACGUUGACCUUGACACUCUUCAGCAAAGGACUGUCCAAGGAUCCUUCUUUAGGUCUGAUUUCGACCAACAACAGAGCUGGUCAAGAGUGAUAGGUCAUCUUCCUGAUGCGAUUUUCAAAUGGUCAGUCAAUGCCAUCGUAGACACCUUACCUCACAACGCUAAUUUGUUUCGAUGGAGGAAAUCCGCUACUGAUCGUUGUCCCCUUUGUUCAGGUAGGCAGACGUUGCUUCACGUUCUUAACCACUGCCCAAUUGCUCUAAAUCAGGGUCGGUUCACUUGGCGGCACAAUGAAGUGCUCUCUCUUAUUAGAGACUUUCUAGACCAGCACCUCUUGCCCAACUUUGAGCUUGAAUGCGAUCUUCAGAACUGCUGCUACGGGUUCUUGCUUCGGACCUUCUUCUCCACUCUCCGUCCUGAUAUAUGUAUCUUUAACAAAGAGGAAAAGCGCAUAGUACUAAUGGAACUUACUGUACCUUUUGACGAACUAAUGACUGCAGCGGCACACAGGAAAAGCACCAAAUACAGAGAUCUCGUUUACAACAUCCAAGAUGCAGGCUAUCAUGUUUCGCUUGUGACAGUAGAAGUCGGUUCUAGAGGCGUUGUUUCUGACUCUUUUUUCACUUUCAUCAAUGACUGGACAAGUACCAAGGGUCAUGAAUCGUCGUCUCUUUUCGAUUCUAUACGUCGUAAAGUAAUCUGCUCUUCCUACGCCAUCUGGUCAAGAAGGAACAGUGACUCGUGGUUUUAA